GAAACGGGCGACUACAAUUUUUAAAUGUUCUCAGUGGUGCAGUGAAUUGAAGAAUCGAAUACGCCAUGAACGAAACGAAGGGAAUCGUGCACAAUGCCAGCGAUCUGCUGUUACUAGGGGCCGAGGUUGGGAACGUGCCGCUCAAGGAAAUCGCCCAACGAUCGCUCAGCAGCCUCCGCCACCAGCAAAGUGAUAUCGAGUUGUACGAGUUUCUUUUCGGGAAUGUUAUAACUCUCUUCGAACCCAAAGAGUUUGAAGAUGAAGUUUCCGCGUUGGUUCUUCCAGAGCUAGUUCGCUUCGUUGAUAAGAUCCAGAACGAACUGCAAAUCAACGCGCUAUCCUACUUCUUUGUGGAGAACCUAACGAUGCUGCAGCGAUUGGCGGAUGUGUUGGGCAAGCUGAUCGAUUAUCUGCUGGCCCAGACCGAAUCAUGCCGGCUGUAUCGCUCACUCAUCGUUUUUCCCGAAUAUCUUCUACGGUGUUACACGAUCGUUCGCAAGAGUUAUGUCUCGAUGGCGCAUGAAGCGGAGGUGCUGGAAGCGAUGAAAGCAUUGUACAGUGUUUGCAAGAAGAUUCUCACGGCAUUUCUUGAAUUGUUGUGUCCACGCGAUGCCUCUAAUCGCACCGCUGGUGUUAGCUACUUUCGGACGAUCGAUCAUGACGAGGAGCGAGAAUGUCUUGAGAAAGUGUGUACCGUGCUGGCGAGUGUUGGCAAUGAAAUUAGUCCGAUCGACUCACUGCUGGCCAGUGAUGUGUGGAAGAGCAUCGUCAGGCUGUGCACCGAGCACGCGGAGGGGCAACCGUGCGCCGACAACCGACCAACCGGAUGGUUCGGGAACAUUGUGUUGAUAUUGAACACCGGCGUUGAAGCUUCGUUUCAAGAGCUGCAAAGCAAGAACGAAGCCUCUAAGCAGGCUACGAUUGCGCUGAAGCUGAAUGCUUUCUGUCUGCGAGUGAUGCUCAAGUUGCUAACGUUGUCCAGGCAACGGGCCGGCUCGGAUGUGUACCAAACCGUCAUCGGAACGCUACUGCGGAUCAAAACGUGCCUUCGCUCAAAGACACUUGCCGGGGAGUUGGCCAUAGGCAUCGAACAGUACCUGCACGUAAGCUACAUGGCCAUCGUGGAAAGCUCUCUGCGCACGGAUAGCUUUGCUAAGGCGUUGGUGAAUUGCGAGUGCAACUCGAUCGAUGAUUGUCAGUCGUAUUUCAAUCUCGUGAUGCACAUCAUCGAACAGAUCGUCACUUACUCCAACGACAACGGCCUAGUGUUGCGCUACUGCGUCGAAAACAACUUACUCCAGCACAUCGCCAAGACAAUCGAUCUUUCCGGCAAUCUACUGCUCACCGGUGGUACCCUCUAUCGUCAGCUUCUCGUGCACUGUUCCGCGUUGGUUCUGAUCGGGUUUCGGUUACGGAACCGAACGGCUCAACGGGCGAUCGAGGAAACACUAGUAGGCAUGGUGCUUCAGGAACGAUACUGUACCGCACUGCUCGGUAUCGAUCUGUGGUCCGUGUUGGUGCGCUAUCACUCCACUCAGCUACUGUACGCCUACUUUGUGUUUUGGAUGCGAGUGAACAAUGAGUAUGCACCAUCGAGAACCCGACCAGAGCACGUGUACGUUGGUACACUAUUGCGCAAUCUGUACGUUUUUCUACCAGGUGCCCAGAAGGAGAAACUGCUCACUAGUUACCCGGUUCGAAACAGUGAAAAUGAUCGUCUGUGGGUCACCGUAGGACUCCCUAGUGCAGAUGAGCUUAUGGUGUAUUCGCAGCAACCUCUAGCUUGCGUGAAAGAACGGUUACAGACACGGCUCAAACAAUUACAACAACCAGCCCAACACGUUCCAAACCGUGUUGAUGCUGUUUACGAAAUGAUUAAUCUGCUUUCGAUGGCCAAGCGGCAAGAGGGGACAGCAAACAUGACUACAGAGUGGAGCUCGUUAUUCGUUUGGGAAAAGGUUCUUUCAAAUCCCAGCAAAGCUAUGGCCAGAAUGCUGGAGUGCCUCGAAGGGUCUCAGGUUCCUCUCGACAACAUUUUGCGCCGAUGUAGCUCGUCGGCAGUCAGCAGAAGCAGUACCUACGCAAAGUAUCGUAUCGUGAGGCUUCUAAAGCGGGCCAACACCCCGGCCGAAGCAGUGUGCGAAGCCUUACUCAACGAUAAGGAACCCUUGAUAACAGCCGAAGCAUUCCACUUGUUGCGCAAAAUGAAUUCUAAAAGACAACCGGCAGCGAUGGCGUUAAUUGCAAAGGAGCCAGCACUUCAAUCACGGUUAUCGGGUCUGCAAAAGAAUAUAACUGCAUUCCAGCCUGUACUGCCCGUGGAACCUUUUAUGGUAGCUGUACAGCACCGCUGUGAACCUGUAAAUGCGGUGGAAUCGCCAGGAGAUAUGACGCUUAUCAUUAACAGUAAAAUAGACGAACUGUUUCCCGACGAUGACGAUGAUGAGGAUGUUGAUGGGAUCGAUUUCGAUGCGUUGGCUGAAAACGUUUCCCCGAAAAGGCGCAAACUGGACCCGAGUAAAUCAGCGAAUCGUAUCCUAGAUGAGCUAGAAGCACAGAGUGAAGAGUUAGCGAAACAUACUGGAACUCACAAGCUAGAGAUAACCGAGCGAGCGCGAUUGACUAGGAUAAUGACAAAGAUGAAGCACCUUCUAGAAAACUGAAGGUCGGGAGUGUAAAUGUUCAAAAUGAGUGCCGGUAUUUAUGAUAAGCAUUGUUUGUUUCGGGAUAGCUCUAAGGCCGAUAAUCGCUCUGAUAAAAUUUUAACCAACCAA
This is a messenger RNA of Anopheles aquasalis, 2774 nucleotides long. RefSeq lists its product as uncharacterized. Lineage: Eukaryota; Metazoa; Arthropoda; Insecta; Diptera; Culicidae. The record is from RefSeq and is a predicted model, not a curated record.